Biomphalaria glabrata is the source of this 2736-nucleotide messenger RNA. Its product is annotated as beta-1,4-N-acetylgalactosaminyltransferase bre-4-like. Gene Ontology annotation, molecular function: glycosyltransferase activity. NCBI's taxonomy places the organism in Eukaryota, Metazoa, Mollusca, Gastropoda, Planorbidae. The record is from RefSeq and is a predicted model, not a curated record. The transcript is spliced from 8 exons. Bases 409 to 1545 code for a protein of 378 amino acids. Gene Ontology annotation, biological process: carbohydrate metabolic process.
GAUCUAGACUAUAUUAUAAUAUAAUUAUACUAGAUCUAGAUCUAUGUAGUUAGAUUGUAUGAUUAGAGUAGAUAUACUAGAAUAUAGAAGACUCUAGAUCUCAUUUUUUACUUAUUAUUAUGCCUUGGACUUGGAUUUAUCAUUUUAUCUUUUUAAUUGCCGGCUUAGCCGUUCCCGUUCGGGCGUUGAACAUGAAUGAUCAUUGUAACUCAUUGUUAAAUGAUUGUUCAAAUUGUUGAUUAUAAAUAUUGAUUUUCAUCAGCUUCACUUCACUAAAAAAAAAAAAAUUAUAAUUGAAAAUAAAGCUGCAAGGAAAAGGUUGAUAAGCCACACUCUUGGAGAUGUCAAAUUUAAAAGUAUCGCUGCUUGCUAUCUGGUCAUAACAGCUGGUGACUGUGCAUCGCUGUCAUGGACAGGUGCACCAAGUUCAAGGUCUUCAACUGCCUGCUUCUCCUGUGUGUGGCCAACUUUCUCCUGUACCGAUACUUCAACCAGCCUGCCACCAUUCAGGCGUCAGUUACCCCAAACAGCAACAGGCUCUACAACAAUCCAAAGAACUCGAGUCUCCAAAGGAAUCAGCCGAGUCCAGAUAUAGCAAUUGUGAAGCUUCCAAGUGUACACAACUCCAGCAAUGUUUUAGAACCCCUGAUAACUAGUAAAAAUGAGAGUAACAAACCAGAGGAGGAAUCUUCUUUUGUGAGCAGCAUGACUUUACCCCUGUGUCCAUUAGUGCCUCCUAGACUCAAUGGUCCCUUAGCUACUUAUAGUGAAGCCUCUAACCUGGAAGAUAUAGCUGCUGAGAAUGCGGGUCUUCAGCGAGGUGGAAGAUUUAAACCUCCUGACUGCACUGCCAGACACAGGGUGGCCAUUAUCAUUCCAUACAGAAACAGACCAGAGCACCUCAAGAUAUUAUUAAAAAAUUUACAUCCCAUUCUAGGCAGGCAGCAGUUGGAUUAUGGGAUCUAUGUUAUUGAUCAGGCAUUGCCAGGGAAGUUCAACAGGGCCAUGUUAAUGAACAUAGGCUAUGCAGAGGCUAUGAAGCGCUAUGACUACCAGUGUGCCAUUUUUCAUGAUGUGGAUCUUAUUCCAGAAAAUGAUAGAAACAUUUACUCCUGCCCUGAGCAGCCUCGGCAUUUAUCAGCAGCUAUUGACAAAUUUAACUACAGGUUACCUUAUGAUGGGAUCUAUGGAGGUGUCAGUGCAAUCAACAAAGAACAUUUUGAAAAGAUCAAUGGCUUCUCUAACAUGUUUUUUGGCUGGGGAGGUGAGGAUGAUGACAUGGCUAGCAGGAUACGACAUGCUGGGCUGUCCAUCACCAGGUAUCCCAUGGAGAUCGCCAGAUAUCGUAUGAUAAAACACAGCAAGGAUUCUGGCAAUGAGCAAAACCCACAGAGGUUUGCCUUACUGAAGACCACCACUCAACGUAUGGCAACAGAUGGUUUAAACAGUCUUGUUUAUACAGUUCAGGGGGUGGAGGAGUUACCCACACAUCUGAGGAUAUCAGUUUACAUUAAUGAAACAUUAAUGCUUAACCAGCAGACAUAGUCUCUGAAUAUUUCAAGUUACUAAAGAGUUGGGGAGAACAAUUGUACAAAAAUGUCUGGAAAGCUUGGACUCGCACAGAAAUUGUGCUCUAGACUUUGGUCUGGUACAUUGUUGUACACAAAUUGUGCUCUAGACUUUGGUGCAGUACAAUGUUGGCCAGAUCCUGUGCUACAAAUCAAUAUCACUCAAAUUCUGUUCUAAGAUUGGACCAAAGCACAGUGAACAUGGUAUAAGAGCAUGGAAAAUGUGCUAUGCAAAAGUAAUCAUAAUGAUUAUUAUUAUAACUAUCAGUGACAUAAACUAGUUUCUUUAGAGUUGGCAUAUACAUUGAAAAUUAUUUGGAAAAACAAGAGGAACAAGUUCAAUAGAAAAAUAGAAUCUAUUUCAUGUGGAAUCUACUUGAAUGUUGACUAAAUGUGGACAUUAAUUCUAUGUGCCUGAUGCACUCUGGCAUUAUUCUAAAUGUCUCAUUCAGAAAAAUAUGAUCUCAAUAAUAUAUUUCAUUGUGGUCCAUCAGCAGCUGUAAAACAUUUGAUUUCCAUUUAAUAAAUAGACAAUGCCAGAAAAUGUAGUUGGAUGUGACUGGUACAGUUUCCCUGCAGUACCUUGUCUUGUUUCCCAAACAGACUUUAAGAAGACAUUUUGUUCUGGAAGUAAAAUUGUAUUCAAAAUGAAACAUUUGAAAGAGAAUUAAGUUCAUUUACACUUGUUGUUGUUGAUUCUAAAUGGUUCUAUUCAAUACAAAUUGCGUUGUGGAAGCUCUAUGACAGAAUUGAUGAUACGAUUUUUGCAAUGUUGUGCCUUAGAUUGACGUGUGUGUGUGUGUGUGUACACAGAGUAGUAGAGUGCUGUCAAAACCAGAACAUUAUCUCCCUUUGCCUGUUGAGAUACAUGACAUUGAUCAUUUCAAAUUGUAAACUAAUUAUUCUUGUAUAUUGUUUCUAGAGAAAUAAUGUUUAUCAAAGUUCUUAUGUUAAAAUGUCAACAUUGUUUGCACCUAGAUUGAGCUGUCCAAGUGACUGCAACUGUUACAGACUUUAUGUCAUCGUGUGCUUAUCUAUUGUAGUGUAGCUGUACUGGGUUCUACACAGUUUGUGCCUAAUACUUUAUUGUGACAUUUCUAGAGUCAAUGUCAACCUUUAGCUACUAAAACAGCUUUACAUGGCUUGACAAAAUCUUUUUUUUUUUUAA